GAAGAACUCCUUGGAUAUGAAUCUUCUUGGGCAAUGAACAGGCCACGCAAUCAUCAGCCUCGACCCUCUGGACAAAGCCAACCCCGAGGCCGGGGCCGGGGAGGGAGAUCCUCAAACUCGGGUCGACGGGCACCCGGGACGCCGCAGCAAGCAGCUGGGACUGUUCCAACAUCUAGACAGGUGGUGCCUGGUGCUGCAGUUUUUAUCAUUCUGAAGGAAGACCAGCCGACGGGCCGGGAAACGCAAGGAGUCGUCCAGGAUGUUCUCACAUCGGGAGAUCAUCCUCGCGGCAUCAAAGUCAGAUUACGGAACGGCCAAAUAGGUAGAGUGCAAAGGCUUGAUGACGGGUCCUCAGAGCCAUCAAAUGGGACAGCGUGGGCUCCGAGCCCUUCGAAUUUGUCGAACUCAAGAUUCAGCAGCCGGUAUACGGACAUCAGAAAUGAUGACGACUUUGAGUAUUUGGAGGGGCCGCCGCCGAGAAAUCUGGCAGACUUCAUGCCGGAUUUAGACCCACCGACAACCAGCACAUCUUCUAGUGAAGCCGGAGGUGCUCGCUUAGAUGAAGGCACGGCUGUUUGCCCGAUUUGUGAGGCGUUUGAAGGAGACGAGGCUGCGGUUACGCACCACCUGGAACGAGAACACUUUGGAUGAGCUAGGAUUUUUUUUAACCCAUUAACCAAUGUCAACCGCCUCUUCCUAUGACGAUGAAGAUCUAGUUCGGCGAGAUUUGUGGCGUAUAUGCAAACUGUGUUGGGUGGAAACUAUGGCGUUGCAGGCGUUAACGGUCGACCUCUUUCUCUCUUCAAGCCAGCGUUAAUCUAAAUAUCACUAAAAUUAAAUCCAUACACAUAGAGACUAG
This is a messenger RNA of Trichoderma harzianum CBS 226.95, 859 nucleotides long. RefSeq lists its product as hypothetical. The record is from RefSeq and is a predicted model, not a curated record. The transcript has a single exon. Bases 34 to 651 code for a protein of 205 amino acids. NCBI's taxonomy places the organism in Eukaryota, Fungi, Ascomycota, Sordariomycetes, Hypocreales, Hypocreaceae.